Didymosphaeria variabile is the source of this 1659-nucleotide messenger RNA. RefSeq lists its product as uncharacterized. Lineage: Eukaryota; Fungi; Ascomycota; Dothideomycetes; Pleosporales; Didymosphaeriaceae. Gene Ontology annotation, molecular function: ubiquitin protein ligase activity. The record is from RefSeq and is a predicted model, not a curated record. The coding region runs from base 1 to 1659 and encodes 552 amino acids. The transcript has 2 exons. Gene Ontology annotation, biological process: protein ubiquitination; ubiquitin-dependent protein catabolic process.
AUGGGCACUCUUACCGCCGGUUGCCCGCGAUUAGAUGCGCAUUGCCCGCACAAGCUCGCAACCUCAUGCCGCCUCACCAGCACACCCAACUGCUGCGGCUGCGCAGACGAGCGCCCCCACUCGCGUCUCUAUCGUGUAUACAUCGAUGGCGUGGGCUACGUGCAGCGAGGCACGCGAUGGCAGAGCUACUGUUGGUUCUGCAAGGAGUUCUGGAACAACAGAUUAGCAGCCACGGAUCCCCCGCUCGAAGCCGCCCAGACACAGAUCCCGCACAUUCCAGAUCAGUCCGGCUUUCUCGAGCGGUGGACUGAAUUCCACCAGGGCUAUCGUAUAGUCACACACCCAGACGGGUCCGAAGCGCGCAUAGCUGUCAUAGGAGAACCCUUCAGCGACGUCAGCCCCGGUUUCUUGCCUCGGACGGUGGAUCAGCUGAGGGCGGGCCGGGAAAACGACGCUGCAAGGCCGGACAACGUCUUCAGGAGGAGGAGGUUGACUUCGGAGGACGAGAGGCCAGCAGAACCACAGCAGAGCAUUGAGGACGCGUUGGAUAGCCUCCUCGAGGGAAUAUCAGACGACGACGAGGCACCUGAGCUGGUAGCGACCGAAGCACAGAACGCAGACAUGCCGCGUGAGAGCAGUAGUGGCGGUCUUUCACGGCCACUUACGCGAACUGAGACCAACCUCCAACGCGCCCGCGAUCGUCUUAUUCGCGUCUUCGGAUCCAGGGAAGACGUACAGCGCGAGGACUACGAGAGCCCUCUUUCAACAAUGUACAACCGGGCAGAGGAACGCUAUCGACAAGCAGAAGAGCGACGCACGACGGGCGAAACCACAGACCCUCGGACAGACAGCUUAAAUGACCUUCCCCGGCAAGAGCGAAGGGAGUUGGAAGAGCAGAUACUCUGGGGCGUGCUUCAAGACUCGCGACGUUCCUUCUCGGAGCGCUACCAAGAAGACAACGUGAGAAACUACGCGGAUUCGCUCAGUAACACAAAUUCGUUCAAUAGGAGGAUGGAAGCCUCGAACGCCGCUAUGGCAGAGCUUGACUCAAGAAAUCGUACAGUGCCCGACAACUCUACCUCCUCAUCAAACACGACAUCAACAUCCUCAUCCUCUCUCCGCACCUCUCUAGACCAGAUCACUUCCGACCUCUCCCGUCUCCAGGCAGCCACCGACGCCGUCGCCAAUGCCCGCAUCGCCCUUGUGCGCCGACGUCCUGUACGUCCGUUCUUCGCAGAACCCACACAUACUCUUGACCAACCCGACCGCCCGCCACCACUCACCGACGCUCAAAUGACGAAGAAGCUAGACUGCCAAGUCUGCUACAGUCAGAUAGCCGACAUCGCUGUGCUACCAUGUGGGCACAUGGUCAUGUGUCAGUGGUGUGCCGAUAUCGUGGUACCCGUGCGGCACAGUCACAUCCCCGCGCGACCUAGCAAGUGUCCUAUGUGCAGGAAGACUGUGAAGCAGAGGUUCAAAAUCCAUACUGGAGGCGAUGAUGUGGUUUCGAAAGACAGUCAGCCAGCAGGGGUCGAAGCGGAGAGCACGUCCGCAGAGGCUAUUGAUGCGGAUGAAGAUCUGGAUACCGAUGAUGCUCUAGCACGAUUACGAGAUUUAGGAGGAUCAGCACUAGAGGUGGGCGAGCCGGAAUACAUGUAG